Molecule: messenger RNA, 285 nt
Organism: Pocillopora meandrina
Lineage: Eukaryota; Metazoa; Cnidaria; Anthozoa; Scleractinia; Pocilloporidae
Source: the annotation of a GenBank genome assembly
AAUAUUUUCAAACCUUCGAAACGGAAGGAGUGCUUUGGAGUUGUUUUGAGCGAAAUUGUUCGUCAAGUUGGAUUUUCCUUAGUGUAAGAUAGCUCGAGAUUUUCAGAUCGUGUUUGUUACCCAUGUGGCCGUAAGAUUCAAAAUUUAGGCCAAUUGUACCACUUUGUCAAGAACGCAACUACAACGACGUCUACUCCAGUGAAAACUAGCAAAAGAAACCUUGACACGCCAGAUAAAGCUAGUCCACCGUGGAGGAAAUCAAAAUCUGUACGUGUUCGUUCCCCG